AUGGUAUCUGUUCAUGAUAAAUGGAUAAGAAUUUUUGAUGUACCAGAUGUUCGAAAACACAAGAAGGGUUUUACAAUAUACAAAGUGGUUUCUAUGUUAUAUCCAGAGAAUUGUCCAGAUGCUGUGACAAGGGUUAUUGUUUGGAAGAGAUUUAAUGACUUUAGGAAACUACAUAAAGAAUUAAAAUCCUUGUAUAAAAAGUUGACCAAAAACAAGGAUUUUCCAAGUUUAUCUGCUAAAACUGUAUUAAAAAGGUUUGAUGAUGAUACCAUUAAUGAAAGGAAACAAAGUGUUUUAAACUUUCUAGAAUUUGUAGGUGGGAAUUACCAGUUGUUUACUUCCAUAGAGUUCGUAAAAUUUUUGGAGACUAGUCAUACACCAGCGGAACUUCUUAAUAGCAACAUAAAUUCUAUAAGGGCUGAACUGCAGUUACCUGAAGAUCCUGAAGUAUCUACUACUCUUUCUGAUGACGACGUAACAAUAAGUGAUACAGAUUCGAUAUCGACAAUGUGUAGUUUAGCAAGUCCAGUUCAGGUAGAUAUAUUUUCGGAAUCGGCGAAGAAUUUACCUCAUCCAAAACUUAAAAAAUUCAAUUCUUCAACGUCUAUCAAUUCCCAUACUUCGUCAAAUAUUUCAGAUUUAUCUAGCGUAACCAACAUUUUCGACAAUAUUAGUAUAGUAGAUGGACAAGGACAUAAUAUCCCUUUUAUUAAAAGCUUAGAUGACAAUAUUCAGUAUAUUCUAGAUGCUUCAGUUCAUAUAAACUUAGCAGCAGAAUUGGAAGAAGACCGAUUAUUUGCAGAAGCACAUGUAGCUUAUAAUACCGCAAUUGAUAUUUUAACGAAACAUGGAAGUGAUGAUCCAAAUUAUGAUAGGAGGCAGUUAGUUAAGUAUAAGAUGGACAAAUACAAAAUACGCGCCGAAAAACUUUACAACAUGUAUUUGGCACCAGAAAUUAAGAAUCUUCAACUAUUAAAUAAACCCAUUGAAGAAGGUACUAUUAAAAAACCCUUAUUUGAUCUGUACAAAUUUAAAGCAGUAAAGAUUAUAGAUGGCAAAGGAAUAUUAGUAUUACAUUCAGAGCUUCAAAAGUUAUUUUAUAUAAAAGUUAUCCACAAAACGAUGCAAUUCCUCAACGAGAAUUUAAUAUUGCCUGAGAACGUGCCUUACAUGGUCAAACUAGACAGUCAUUAUAAUUGCGAAAAUGCUUUAUUUUUAGUUUUAGAAUAUUGUAGUGGCAUGAAGUUAUCAGAGUAUCUUAAACGACAAGUUGAUGAUCCAACUUUUAAUAAAACCGCCGAAGUCUUGACAAGUCAAUUUCACGAGGAAUCGGACAACGAAUCCGAAGCUAGUUUUUCUGAACUUGUCACUGAGUAUCACAACAGUAGAAUGCCGAAUCGAUCUUCUAGUCAAAAUAUGUUCAAUAAGGACGAAAUUAGUGCAGACAAAGAUGAUCUUAGUAGCGAUGGCAGCUUUGAAAAACUUGAUCUGGAAGACAGCGCUAGAGACAAAAUGAUUUCUGACCAAAUUUGGAAAGACGCUGCACCGCAAUCCUUCAGUGAUGCAACCCUCAACGAACAAAUUUUUCACCAAAAAUACACUAAACGAAAAGAGAUGGAUUUUGACACAAGUAUUAUUAGUAGGAAACAAAGUACAACUAGUAGCCAAAGAAGUCAAGUUUCAAGUUUUGAUACGGACUGUUUUAGAGAUAGAGUAGUUGUCUCAGAGAAAGUUGUGAUUAAAUGGGCAGCUCAGCUUUUGCUUGCUUUAGAUAAGUUACAUACAUUGGGUAUUAUAUGCAGAGAUCUCGAAAUGAAAAAUUUACUCAUAAAUGAUGCAGGAGACUUAAUUUUGACCUAUAUGUGUAAUAAUAAAGAACUAGGGGAUCUAUUUGCUGUUAAUAUAAAUUACAAUCUUGCACCAGAAGUUUACAGUUUUACCCCAGUAGCAAACUCAGCAGAUUGGUUCAGUUAUGGAACUAUCCUAUAUGAACUUCUUGUGGGCAUUCCAUUUUCAGAAAUUCAUUUGAAUGGUCUAACCAGCAGUACUUUCAUAAAAAUUCCUCGAUAUGUUUCUCCAGAGGGAAGAUCGAUUCUUAAACAGCUAUUGACGUACCAAUCCGAAGAUAGAUUGGGUAGUGGUAUAAAUGGCACUGAAAAUAUUAAGUCACAUCCUUUCUUCAAGUCAAUUUCGUGGAAUUCGUUAAAUUACUCAGUUUAA
This is a messenger RNA of Diabrotica balteata, 2220 nucleotides long. Lineage: Eukaryota; Metazoa; Arthropoda; Insecta; Coleoptera; Chrysomelidae. The record is from the annotation of a GenBank genome assembly.